CUGCCGCCAAGCCCCCACGGAUCGAUCCUGAUCACAACGAGGACCAAAAAGGUUGCUAGAAGGCUAACAGGCGACUAUAAGAACAUCAUCAAAGUUCCACCAAUGGACAAGGGCCACGCACUUGCAUUGCUCAUGAGAAAGACCGGCAGCCAGCCCGAUAUAGAGAAUGGCGCGGCGCUGGUGGAGGCCCUUGAAUAUAUGCCUCUGGCCAUCAGUCAGGCUGCGGCAUAUAUACAACAGCGGGCACCGCGAACUUCCAUCGGGAAGUAUUUAGAAGAGUUCCGGAAGAGUGAGCGACAGAAGGUCAGCCUUUUGAACUGGGACGAGGAGAGCCUACGGCGAGACUGCAACGCAUCGAAUUCGGUGAUUCAAACUUGGCAGAUCUCGUUUGAUGCUAUCCGAUCAGAGCAGCCAUCAGCAGCUGAUCUGCUCUCGCUGAUGAGUUUUUUCGACCGCCAGGGAAUCCCAGAAUCGCUGGUGCGGCCGCCUGCCAAUAUUGUGACUGCGCAGCGCUUUGAAGAUAACCUAGCGAUGCUUCGAAACUACUGCCUCAUAUCCUUAAACAAGACAGGGGACGUCUUUGAGAUGCACAACCUUGUGCAACUAGCUACGAGGAAAUGGCUAAGCGUCUAUGAAAGAACAGAGAUGUUUAAGGAACAAUUCAUCAGUCGGAUAGCGCACGAAUUUCCAACAGGAGAUUAUAGCAACUGGGCCACCUGUCAAACGCUAUUUGCACAUGUGGAAGGGGCAAUUCAUCACCGUCCGAAAGGUGAAAAGCAGCUAGAGGAGUGGGCGCAGGUCCUGUACAAUGGCAGCUGGUAUGCACGGGGGCAAGGUAGAUACAGCUUGGCGGAGACAAUGGCUAAAAAGUCGCGGGAUGCUAGGAUAGAGACACUGGGAGAUCAGCAUGAACUAACUUGGCAUAGUAUAUCAAUGGUUGGCACAAUCUUUCGGGAUCAAGGGAGAUAUAAGAAAGCCGAGAAGCUGGAUGUGGAAGUGAUGGAGAUGAGCAAGCAGAAACUCGGGCCUGCCCAUCUAGACACGCUUACUAGCAUGGCUAGCCUAGCUUUCACCUGGCACUCGCAAGAAAGCACUGCUAAUGCUAUCGACUUGAUGAAUUCGUGCGUCCAACUCCGCCGUCAAGUAUUAGGACCGGAGCAUCCAGACACCUCUUCGUCCAUUAAAACCUUAAACACUUGGCGUGCCGAGUAA
Molecule: messenger RNA, 1212 nt
Organism: Cryphonectria parasitica EP155
Lineage: Eukaryota; Fungi; Ascomycota; Sordariomycetes; Diaporthales; Cryphonectriaceae
Exons: 2
Molecular function (GO): protein binding
Source: RefSeq, a predicted model, not a curated record